GCCGCAGGCCAGGGGAAGAAACUGCAACAGAAGAAGAAGAACAACAACAAGAACAGAUGUUCACAAUAAGACGUUCAGACACUCGCCCACUAACGCUGGCAGCUUCCUGGUUACUUUCAUCGCGCAACCCACGCUCUGAGGCGGAGCCUUUAUUGGAUCACACGAUGGAAGAACCCCCCUGUUCUCUGAUUCAGAGGAGCAGCCAAUCAGCAGCUUCUGUCCAUCUUCACGCAGCGCGUCCUGCAGCCUUUAAACGGCCCAGACGACAGACGCUACGUGUGGAUAUGGAGUCCGUCCGCAGGAGUCUCUUCGGCCCCGUGGACCGCGACCAGCUGCGCGCGGAGCUGAAGCUGAGGCUGCAGCAGAUCUGCGAGCAGGACAGCCGCCGCUGGAACUUCAACUUCCAGGCCGAGACGCCGCUUCCCGGCCGGCUUCAGUGGGAGGAGAUACCCGCAGGCUGCGCUGCGUCUUUCUACCGGGAGCCGACGCCGCCGAGUGCGUCAAAGUCGGAGGACGAUGAGCGGCUGAGCGGCCGCGAUCAGGAGAACUGCUCCCGCAUCUCCAACGCAAAGUGCGCCGCUGCGGCGACGCCGGUGCGGAGGAAGAGGACGCUCCCCAAAGCGCGCAUCACAGAUUAUUUCGCGAAGAGGAGGAGGACGACAGACACCAAGAGCAUCCUGAACCAUCUUCUCUCCAGCUCCAGUGACGCAGCUCAGUGUAAAACAAUCCGAUGAGCAGAAGAGUCGAACCAAAGGCUUCACGUUUGAACUGUUGUUUUGGGGGAAAAUUAUGACCGGGAACACGUUGUACCGUUUAUUUAUUUUAUUUAUGGACACUUCAUUUCUUUCUAUUUAUUUAGUUUCAUCCCCAGGUGAAAUCACAGAUAAGACUAUGUUCCUGUGUUGUUUGUGGUAAAACAGGCCCAGUGUUCAUGUCUUUGUAAAGCUGAGCUGAGUUCCUUCUCUAAACCUAUUGAAAGCACUAUUUGUCUUUGCCAAGUUUGUAAACACCACCUAUUAUUAAACCGCUUCGUCUGUCAGACUAA
This is a messenger RNA of Betta splendens (Siamese fighting fish), 1045 nucleotides long. RefSeq names its product cyclin-dependent kinase inhibitor 1Ca (gene cdkn1ca). Gene Ontology annotation, biological process: regulation of cell cycle. Gene Ontology annotation, cellular component: nucleus. The record is from RefSeq and is a predicted model, not a curated record. The transcript has 3 exons. NCBI's taxonomy places the organism in Eukaryota, Metazoa, Chordata, Actinopteri, Anabantiformes, Osphronemidae. The coding region runs from base 57 to 734 and encodes 225 amino acids. Gene Ontology annotation, molecular function: cyclin-dependent protein serine/threonine kinase inhibitor activity.